GGGAAGAUAAUGCCAAUAGUUUCGAAGAUAGGAUGAUGAGUUCAAGAUUGGAGUUGCUCUUGAUUAAGUUGGAGACGAUGGAACAUAAGCUACAAAAGAUUGAGGACAAGAUCGAAGUACAUCGAUCCAGCUAUGAACAAGGGCAAAAAGAAAUGUUCGCCGCCACUGAGAAACUUGAACGUCAAAUCACUUUUAAUUUAAGUGAGAUUCACGAUCGGAACCACGAGAAGGUCCAAACAGCUCUUCACAAACUCGAUCAAGACAUCGACGACGUGCAGAACAUCACUUGGCAGUUAAUGAAUACCUUACCACAACUGCAGCAACUAACAACAAUUCUGCAAAAUCAGUUUUGUGUAACACCAACGGAAAAAAAUGUCUCAACGACAACGGAAGUUCCACAGCCCCUGACGACAACUACAACGACAACGACCACAACACCGAAAGAUAAGCAACCUACGUUUUCCUCGUGCAAAGAUGUUCCAUCAAACGAAUCUGGAACAUAUCUGAUCCGUGUGAAUAAUGAUAGUGAACCCUUCAAAGUUUAUUGCGAACAACACUCUUUCGGUGGUGGAUGGAUUGUGUUUCAAUACCGUUUCGAUGGAUCACUGGACUUCUACCGAGGCUGGGAUGAGUUCCGCGACGGAUUUGGUGAUCUGAACAAAGAGUUCUGGUUAGGUCUUGACAAGGUCCACCAGAUAACAAGUGGCCGAAAACACGAACUGAUGGUUGAAUUGAAAGACUUUGAUGGAACCUACGCAUAUGCACGGUAUGAUGCAUUCGAAAUAGGUAGUGAGAGCGAUCAAUACGACUUGAAGCUUCUUGGAAAUCAUAGUGGAACCGCUAGGAAUGGAAUGUACUCUAAUAAGGGUGCGAAGUUCUCGACCAAAGAUCGGGAUAAUAAUGCGGCCUACAAAUAUUGUGCACAGUACUUCGCAGGCGCAUGGUGGUACUGUAAUUGGAGUUGUACUUAUGCAAAUUUGAACGGGCGAUACAUCAAUGCAAACGAUUCUAAAUCAAUGUUUUGGUAUUCUUUCAACUUUAAUGGAUUGAGUUACUCGCGAAUGAUGAUCCGAGAGUUGGAAUAGCGUUUCUAAUUGAAUCAGUAGAUGAGUGCAAGAAAUAAAUAACCUAAAAUGU
Molecule: messenger RNA, 1137 nt
Organism: Anopheles darlingi
Lineage: Eukaryota; Metazoa; Arthropoda; Insecta; Diptera; Culicidae
Product: angiopoietin-1-like
Exons: 1
Coding region: 33-1085 (350 amino acids)
Source: RefSeq, a predicted model, not a curated record